This is a messenger RNA of Prorocentrum cordatum, 559 nucleotides long. The record is from the annotation of a GenBank genome assembly. NCBI's taxonomy places the organism in Eukaryota, Dinophyceae, Prorocentrales, Prorocentraceae.
GAGGCCCUGAGGCUGGAGGCGUCCCAGGCCACCGCCCGCAGCUUCGCCGAGCAGCUCACGGCCAGGCAGCCCGCGCACGGCGAGCACGGGCCGGGGGGGCGGGCGGCAGAGGCGGAGGAGCAGGCGCUCGAGCUGCAGAGGUCGCGCGCGGCCGCCCUGCAGCAGCAGGCGCGCAUCGAGGAGCUGCAGGACGAGCUCGCGCGAGCGGGGGCGCAGCUGGAGCAGGCGGGGUCGCAGGCGCGGGAGGAGCAGGACCUGCGGGAGCAGGUGGCGAAGCUCGAGGCUGAGGCCGCAGAGCACAAGAGGGUGAGGCUGGAGCAUCAGGAGGAGCUGGCCGCGCUGCGGAAGGGAUGGCUGGCCCCAGCAGCCAGCGGGCCGCCUGCUGCACCAGGCGCCGCGGCAGGCGCCGCGCCGAGGGCCCCCGGCGGCCCCAAGAAGGGCCGCUUCCGGCUGCCGCAGGCGCUCCGCCGGCGGGCGCCCCGCGCGUGAGGCUGCGCCGGCGGCCCCUCGUGUUUUUUUUUGUCGUCUGCUCGGCGGCGAGCCCUGGGGGGGGAGCGAG